CAUGCAAAAAAAAUAAAAGAAAAAAACAGUUUGCUUUGUAUUUUUACGUGAUUUAAAAUCGAGUGCGUUUUUGUUAACAAACAAAUUGCCGGUAGUGAUAAAAAUACAAGUAUAUUUCUCUAAUUUACCAUUAUAAAGUGAACUUUACAAUAUGACACAAGAUAUUUUAAUGUCCAACGAAGAGUCGGUGGCACCCACCAACAAUGAUUCGGCUCACAAGCAAUUGCAACAAUUUUGUCUGCUGGCCAAAACAGCUCAUGGUGCUGCCAUUUUGGAAUUGGUCAAACAAGUUUUAGAAGCUCCAGGUGUUUAUGUAUUUGGUGAGCUAUUGGUUAUGCCCAAUAUACAAGAGCUAAAAACUGGUGACCAUGUUAAAUAUUUCAAUACAUUAAACUUAUUUGCUUAUGGCACUUAUAAGCAAUAUCGCCAACAGCCUCAAGAUUAUUUGGAUUUGACUCCAGCAAUGCAAAAGAAAUUGCAACAUUUGACCAUUGUUUCAUUGGCCAUUAAAAAUAAAUGCAUUCCUUAUGAGGUUUUAUUGGAAGAGUUGGAAAUCAAUAAUGUUCGUCAUUUGGAGGAUGUUAUUAUUGAGGCGAUUUAUGCAGAUAUUAUACAUGGCAAAUUGUUUCAAAAUAAUCGUUUCUUGGAAAUCGAUUAUGCUCAGGGUCGUGAUAUACCACCCGGUUAUACUACCAAAAUAGCUGAAACUUUACAGGAUUGGAUUGAUUCUUGUGAUGCCAUUUCCAAUUGUAUUGUCGAUCAAAUAAGGAGAGCUAAUGCGGAAAAAUCUAAGAAAUUGGAUAAUAAGAAACAAAUUGAACAGGAGGUGAGAAAAAGUAUUUUAACUUAA
Messenger RNA from Lucilia cuprina (Australian sheep blowfly), 850 nucleotides. RefSeq names its product COP9 signalosome complex subunit 7 (gene CSN7). Bases 152 to 850 code for a protein of 232 amino acids. NCBI's taxonomy places the organism in Eukaryota, Metazoa, Arthropoda, Insecta, Diptera, Calliphoridae. Gene Ontology annotation, biological process: COP9 signalosome assembly. The record is from RefSeq and is a predicted model, not a curated record. Gene Ontology annotation, cellular component: COP9 signalosome. The transcript is spliced from 3 exons.